AUGUACAUCAAGAGAGUGGUUAUCAAGGGGUUUAAAACCUAUAGGAAUGAGACAAUUAUUGAUAAUUUCUCGCCGCAUCAAAACGUUAUCAUAGGGUCUAAUGGAUCAGGAAAAUCGAACUUCUUUGCUGCUAUUAGGUUUGUUUUGAGUGAUGAUUACUCAAAUCUGAAGAGAGAAGAGAGACAGGGGCUGAUUCACCAAGGUUCGGGUGGUUCGGUGAUGAGUGCCUCGGUGGAGAUUGUGUUUCACGAUCCAGACCACUCAAUGAUAUUGCCCUCUGGUGUGCUCUCAAGAGGGGAUGACGAAGUGACAAUUAGAAGAACGGUGGGUUUGAAGAAAGAUGACUACCAAUUGAAUGACAGAAACGUCACUAAGGGAGACAUUGUCAGGAUGUUGGAAACCGCAGGAUUCUCGAUGAAUAAUCCUUAUAACAUAGUGCCACAGGGCAAAAUCGUUGCUUUAACGAACGCUAAGGACAAAGAAAGAUUGCAAUUAUUGGAAGACGUUGUAGGGGCCAAAUCCUUUGAAGUCAAACUAAAGGCUUCAUUGAAAAAAAUGGAGGAAACAGAGCAGAAAAAGACACAGAUUAAUAAAGAAAUGGAUGAGUUGAACUCAAAACUGAGUGAAAUGGAACAGGAGCGUGAAGAACUGGAAAAGUACAAUGAAUUGGAACGUAAUAGAAAGGUCUACCAAUUUACUCUAUACGAUCGAGAAAUGAAUGACGUUAUCAACCAAAUGGAAAAAUUAGAUGGCGACUACAACAAUACUGUAUAUUCUUCUGAACAAUAUAUUCAAGAGCUAGAUAAAAGGGAAGAUAUGAUCGAGCAAGUCUCCAAAAAUCUAUCAAAUAUUGAAGCGUCUUUGAAGAUUAAAAAUACUACGGAUCUACAACAGGCAAAACUAAGGGAGUCUGAGAUUUCUCAAGAAUUAACAAAUGUUAGCGUAAAGAUAAAAGAUGUCCAAUUGCAAAUUGAGUCGAAUAGCGAACAGAGAAAUUUGGACGGUUCAACACUAAAAGAGGUUGAAUCCAAGAUCAAACUGAAACAACAAAAGCUGUCCAAAAUAUUACCUAGAUUUCAAGAACUUACGAAGGAAGAAGCAAUGUAUAAACUUCAAUUAGCGUCGUUACAACAAAAGCAAAGAGAUUUGGUUUUCAAAAAAGGUGAAUAUGCUCGUUUCAAGUCCAAAGAGGAGCGCGACUCAUGGAUUUAUUCAGAAAUUGAGGAAUUAAAAUCAUCGAUGCAAAACCUUAAUGACUUAGGAAGUAAACUACAGAUGGACCGUACUUCUUUGAAGGAGAGCUUAUUCAAGAUUGACGAAGAAAUUGAAGAGCUGACCGAUUCUAUUAACGGACCGGAUAUCAAAGGUCAACUAGAAGAUUUUGAUUCUGAAUUAAUCAAGCUCAAGCAGAAACUGAACGAAAGUUUGGACACUCGUAAAGAGUUAUGGAGAAAGGAACAGAAAUUACAAACAGUUAUGGAAACUAUAUUGAGUGAUGUCAACCAAAACCAAAGAAAUGUCAAUGAAACUAUGAGCAGAUCAUUAGCAAAUGGUAUAAUUAAUGUUAAAGAAAUCACAGAAAAAUUAAAGAUAUCGCCGGAAUCCGUGUUUGGAACAUUAGGAGAACUAAUAAAAGUUAACGAUAAAUAUAAAGCAUGCGCUGAAGUAAUCGGAGGUAACUCUCUUUUUCACAUCGUAGUGGACACAGAGGAAACAGCCACCUUGAUCAUGAAUGAGUUGUAUCGAAUGAAGGGUGGAAGAGUAACAUUUAUCCCACUGAACAAAUUAUCUUUGGACGCUGACGUUAAAUUCCCCUCAAAUUCUACAACUCAAAUACAAUUCACCCCCCUAAUAAAAAAGAUAAAGUAUCAACCUAGAUUUGAAAAAGCUGUCAAACACGUUUUUGGUAAAACCAUUGUCGUCAAAGAUUUGGGCCAAGGUUUAAAGCUAGCUAAAAAACACAAACUCAAUGCCAUUACGUUGGAUGGUGAUAGAGCAGAUAAAAGGGGUGUACUAACGGGUGGGUACCUUGACCAACACAAAAGAACUCGUUUGGAUUCUUUAAAGAACUUGAAUGAAUCGAGAAACCAGCACAAAAGUAUUGGUGAUGAGUUACAAGUUGUCAGAAACGAACUAAAUGAUAUUGAUGCUCAAAUUGAUCAAUUAAACGGGAACAUAAGAAAAGUGUCCAACGAUAGAGAAUCCGUCUUGACAAAUAUUGAAAUUUUCAGAACAUCAUUAAACACUAAAAAGAAUGAAAGAUUGAUUCUCGAAGAAUCUUCAAACGCCAUUGUGUUGAAGUUAGAAAAGCAGAAGACAAACCUAAAAUUCGCCCAAGAAAAGAUGGAUACAUAUGAAAAUGAUUUGCUUCAGGACUUUGAUAGCGAACUUUCCAAAGAAGAAAAGGAAAAGCUGGAAUCUUUAACCAAAGAGAUCAAUGUGUUGCAUAACAAAUUGGAUCUUACUUCAGAUGCACUGGAAGGUAUAACUACAACAAUUGAUUCAUUGAAUGCCGAAUUAGAGUCCAAACUUAUUCCACAGCAAAACGACCUCAAGAUAAAAAUGGCCGAGGUUGGUGAUGCAUUCAUUUUGGGUCUACAGGAUGAACUAAAAGAAUUAGAUUUAGAGAAGGAAAGUGUCGAGAAACAAUACGAAAACGCUACAUUAGAACUAGGCACUAUCCAAAGGGAAAUCGAAACACUUGUUGCAGAAGAAACAAAUAAUAAGAAGCUGUUAGAAAAAGCAAACAAUCAACAGCGUUUAUUAUUAAAGAAACUUGACAAUUUUCAGAAAAGUGUGGAGAAAACAAUGAUUAAGAAGACAACGUUGGUUACGAGAAGAGAGGAACUGCAGCAAAGAAUUAGAGAAAUUGGAUUACUUCCUGAAGAUGCUUUAAUGAAUGAUUUUAGUGACAUUACAAGUGAUCAGCUAUUACAAAAGUUGAAUGAUAUGAAUACGGAGAUCUCGAGCUUGAAGAAUGUUAAUAAGAGAGCUUUUGAAAAUUUCAAAAAGUUCAACGAAAAGCGUAAAGAUCUUUCGGGAAGAGCUUCGGAGCUAGAGGAAUCUAAAGAUUCGAUCCAGGACUUGAUUGUUAAAUUAAAACAACAAAAGGUUAGUGCGGUUGAUUCUACAUUCCAAAAAGUCUCUGAAAACUUCGAAACUGUUUUCGAGAGAUUAGUUCCAAGAGGUACCGCUAAACUAGUCAUUCAUCGUCGAAAUGAAAGCUCUAAUGAUCAAGCAGAUGACGUUGAUAUUGAUAUGGACUCCGGUAAAAAUGAAGAUACAAUUAAUAAAGAGGGUGAAACUGUCUACACCGGUGUUUCAAUUUCCGUUUCCUUCAACUCUAAGCAAAACGAGCAAUUGCAUGUCGAACAACUGUCAGGUGGUCAAAAGACAGUGUGUGCCAUUGCUUUAAUCUUAGCGAUACAAAUGGUAGAUCCUGCCUCCUUUUACUUGUUUGACGAAAUCGAUGCUGCAUUAGACAAACAAUAUAGAACUGCUGUAGCCACAUUAAUCAAAGAGCUGUCAACCAAUGCCCAAUUCAUUUGUACGACGUUUAGAACAGAUAUGUUGCAAGUAGCAGACAAGUUUUUCCGCGUUAAGUAUGAGAAUAAAAUAUCCACAGUCAUCGAGGUCAAUAGAGAAGAAGCAAUCGGUUUUAUUAGGGGCAGUAAUAAAUUCGCUGAGGUUUGA
Molecule: messenger RNA, 3693 nt
Organism: Saccharomyces eubayanus
Lineage: Eukaryota; Fungi; Ascomycota; Saccharomycetes; Saccharomycetales; Saccharomycetaceae
Gene: SMC3
Product: cohesin subunit SMC3
Exons: 1
Coding region: 1-3693 (1230 amino acids)
Biological process (GO): mitotic sister chromatid cohesion
Cellular component (GO): chromosome
Molecular function (GO): double-stranded DNA binding; ATP hydrolysis activity; ATP binding
Source: RefSeq, a predicted model, not a curated record